GUGAGUACACACGACUCACUUCCUGUUUGAGUAGGGGGCAACGCUUUUCACGCGGCUCACGCAAAUCGUGCGCGUCUGUCGGCCGGAGGUGAACAUGGCAGACGUGUCGGAGAGGACGCUGCAGGUGGCCGUCGCGCUGUCCUUCGCCGCCGGCUUCCUGGCGGGCUGGCAGGGCAACAGGAUGAGGAGAAAGUUCCUGGACUGGAGGAAGAAGCGACUGCAGGCGAAACUGUCCGAGACGCAGAAGAAGCUGGACUUGGCUUGAAAAGAUUUGGAUGAGUCCUGGAAGUGUUCCGGUCUGCUGCUGUGGAGAAGAGACCUCGUGAUCCACCUGCGUGUUCCUACCACACCUUUGAAAUCACGACUGGACUUGAUAUUUCCUGCUUUGGAAAUACAACCCCCCCCCCCCCCCCCCCCCCCCCC
Messenger RNA from Scophthalmus maximus (turbot), 423 nucleotides. Its product is annotated as mitoregulin. Bases 95 to 265 code for a protein of 56 amino acids. NCBI's taxonomy places the organism in Eukaryota, Metazoa, Chordata, Actinopteri, Pleuronectiformes, Scophthalmidae. Gene Ontology annotation, biological process: positive regulation of mitochondrial membrane potential. The transcript is spliced from 2 exons. The record is from RefSeq and is a predicted model, not a curated record. Gene Ontology annotation, cellular component: mitochondrial inner membrane.